Molecule: messenger RNA, 1568 nt
Organism: Branchiostoma belcheri (Belcher's lancelet)
Lineage: Eukaryota; Metazoa; Chordata; Leptocardii; Amphioxiformes; Branchiostomatidae
Exons: 5
Coding region: 135-548 (137 amino acids)
Biological process (GO): cobalamin transport
Molecular function (GO): cobalamin binding
Source: RefSeq, a predicted model, not a curated record
GCUACGUGUAAGGGGAAGGUUUCGAUGUGCUGGAGGGUAUAUAUGUGGGAGAAUGUAAGAAGUACAUUGUCACUGUCACAACAGUUAACUGGUGUGCCUUGUGAACCGUCUGGUGAGUUGAAUAUUCCUGAACAAUGAAUGCCCAGAAGAAGAUGAUGGAAGCUGCCUUCGCAGCUGGAACAAGCGCCGGUGGUGCAACAGAUACAGAUGGGUUAGCAAAGGUGAUACUGAAGGUGGAGAACGCCGUUGACCCAGACUGGCCCGCUACAGUAAAUACCGUAGUGCUGGUUCCUCCGGGAAGUUCUGUCUACCACAUGCUACUGCAGGCAUUCAAAGACGGCAAGAUCGCGUUUAACGCCAGUUGGUACGGCCAGUACUGGUCCCACUUCAUCGAUUCCCUCAACGGCUUGAAGAACCAAGGGUUUAACUAUUGGAACUUCCAGGACGGGGAGGGAAAUGAAUUCGAUCGCGGGGUGGACCUGAUCUCCGUGUACGAUGGGGACGUCAUCAAGUUUCGCUACGUCGAAUAUUCGCUAUCAUUUGAGUAAACACAGCGUUGGUUGCUUCGAACAGAUCCUUUGGUAGAUCCAAAGUCUUAACUAACUUGGCCAAUUGAUACUGUCUGGUCAUUUUGAUGGUAUUAUCGUGAAAGUCCAUCUGUGUUGGUAACGUCAUUAUGCCGUAAGUUACUUAAGUUCGUGCUUAAGUUACCUUAUUUUAAUUUGCCCCUUGAUUGUACAUAAGUUUUCUUCAGUGAUUACUUUAUGUUGCAUUAUAUUGUUAUUAUUUUAUUGUGUUUGGGGUUUUGCCCCCCAGGGUGCAUUGAAAACCGCCCUCCUGGGCGAUAUGUUUCUCUGGUUAAUAAACAAUAAACACACAAGCAAACAAGUUUGAACCGUAAUUUCCAACACAAAGAAUUGCACUGAACCAAAGUUUCGACUAUACGAAUUCAGUCAGGGAAUGAGCAAUCUGCAUAGCGUGACGUCACGGAAGCGGUGGAUUUCUCAUUCCUUUCCAAAGACUGGAGUUGUACCACAAAAAUGUGCGGGUAAGUCCAAUUCUUUGUGUUGGAAAUUACAGUUUAAACGGCAUAAUUUGAUGGUGUCUUGUCUGUUAAGAUCUGCUAAGAGAUUAAGUACUGGCUUCUGCGCGCGAUGACGACAGUUAGUCUCAACUCCCUCCGGCAGAACACUGCAUUAAUUUCCUUUACUACCAUUGUAAAGUUCGAUGCUCUUUAGAAAGUAAACAUUACCCAACUUAACUGGCAUUUACUACCAUUGGUAAGUCCAACUUUUCGUGCAGUGGAAGGAUCAACGAAUCGCCAUUCAACAUUCUUAAAUUUCACACACUUUGCAUAGACUGCUUUCUCAGCACUCGUAAUUGCAUGUACUGGUCUGUGUCAUUGGAACUAUAGAACACAUUUACAUCCAUACCAAAUAGGAUGUGGUUAGAAAAGUCAUAUGUCAUCAAGAAUUUGUUAUCUCUUGUCAGUCCCUGGUCAUUGGUUCCUUUUGGCACAUUAAAUAGCGCAAUAAGCUAUGGUGGAAAAUAAAUCACAUUGUGCUAUA